AUGGGGGACAUAAAAGUGUAUGUUGAUUUCUGGGAGAUGGAGCCGUCGGAUAGCGAUUUUUUUGAAACAGACUCCGAUGAGGAGUUCCCAAAAGGAGACGAUCUAGAUCUUUUAGACGACGAUUCGGAGGCUGAUGAAGAUAGACCUCAAGAUAAGAGAAUAGGAGAGCUGUCACGAGAAAAUAUCAUGCAACUUAAGUUUACAGAUGAGGAAGCUGUUUAUCGAUUCUACAAGACUUAUGCAAUUAUGCACGGUUUUACAGUGAGGUUGGAUGAAGUCAGACGCGAUAGCGAUGGUUGCGUAAUUAUGCGCCAAAUUGUUUGCAAUCGGGCGGGCUCAAGAAAGGAAGAGGUUGAAAAGGACGAAAGAAUCAGGGACCACCGACCCCUAACUCGAAGUGGAUAUGCAAACUUGUCAUUCAACCAAAAGGAUAUGUACAUCCUCAUUACUCAACAUAGGAAGGAAAAGGUGAAGGGUGGUGAUGCAAAUGCUGUAAUAAGUUACCUGAGAGGUAAAGCUGGGAAUAAUUCUUCUUUCUUUGGAAAGUACACAUUAAGUAAUGAGAAUCGAUUGGAAAAUUUGUUUUGGGCUGAUGAGACUAGCCGUAUUGAUUAUGAGUGCUUUGGGGAUGUCUUGACAUUUGAUUCGACUUAUAAUAGGAACGUCUACAAUAAACCACUUGUGAUAUUUUUUGGUAGCAAUCAUCAUGGGUAG
Arachis stenosperma is the source of this 714-nucleotide messenger RNA. Its product is annotated as protein FAR1-RELATED SEQUENCE 5-like. Lineage: Eukaryota; Viridiplantae; Streptophyta; Magnoliopsida; Fabales; Fabaceae. Bases 1 to 714 code for a protein of 237 amino acids. The transcript is spliced from 3 exons. The record is from RefSeq and is a predicted model, not a curated record.